CGGUGCUUAUACACCGUAAAAAAAGAUUUUUAUCAGCCGUACAAAUAAUUUUUGCCAUCAGAAGACUUUCAUUUUUCGGUCUGAUGGUUCUACAAAGAGCAACAAUGAAUAUUUCUAACUAUUUUUUAUCUACAAAUAUACUAGAGAGAGUGGAAAAUAUUUUGGCGUAAACCGCUUGUCAAAAGCUUUUUUCGUUAUCGAAUUAUAAUUAAAACAAGAUCGUACAAAUAAUUUUUGUCGACAUUGUAUGUGGAAAAAUGAGAGAAAUCGUUUGAACUAUUGUGAAAAAAAAUGUUAAAUAUUUUAAGCAUAGAAAACGUCUACACUAAUUUAAGCAAUCAUUUAUAAAUCAGUAGUUGUAUAUCAAACUAUAACUGUUUUACAUGGUUUCUUUUAGCCAUUGCUCCUAGUCGAAAAUUAAAUGGUCGAGCAAGAGCAUUAUGCCCGAUACCAGAUAUUCCAGAUGAAGUUUUUUACAAAGAGUUGUGUUUUACAAAACAUGAAGAAGAAAUUAUUGGUAAGUAGAAAUGAAAUUUUUACAUGAAUAAUAGACACUGGUUUUUGUUUGUUUUUUCUUUACUAAAAAUAUUUCUUUUUUCUUUCGAUGUAAAUCACAUCAAAUUUACUGUUAUUGAUUCGAUUGAAAUGAAGACAAUUUUAGUUGAAAAAACGCGAUGACUUUUUUCACAAAUUUUGCGUUCGGUUUAAUUCAUUAAUAUCGAAACUAGAAAUUUUGUGAAGAAAUAUGUGUCGUCCUAUUAUGGUAUGGAAAAAAUUUAUUCUUCAUCAACAUGCGCCUAAGUUCAUUGAAUAUCGAUCAUGUGUCAGUUCAAUUUACGAGGAUAAGUUAACAAUUUCAGAAUAUGAGAAUCUUAUCUAGAUAAGAUUGUUUGUCGAAAUAAUUUUAUAAAAAAGUGAUGACAUCAUGAUAUUGAGACAAUUUUAAUAUGAUGAUUUUUACUUAAAAUUUAGCUUUUUAAGGAAGCAUUUCUGAAACACGUAGUCGAUUAUGAAGUUUUAUAAAAAAAAAUAUCAUCAAAAUAUGGUUAAUCAGAAGUUGUUAUUUUCAACUAUCAACACACAGUGGGCAUUCAGGCGGAUAUUUGAGCAAAAAUUGACAAGCGAGCUUUUUUAAAUUCGAACAGUAGUAAAUGUAGUCCUUGAAAAGCGCUAUCGAAUGGUAUAUAAUGAUCGACUAGUAAUGAACUCCUUCGAUGAGUAAGUUAACUUACGAAUUCACAAAAAACACCGUGAAAUAUGACACAUCUGCAAAAAUUCUGAUUUCUAUGUACAGACGUGCAAUAUUACCCUAUCCAAAGCACAUAUUCGGAAUCAGCACAACCUAUUGCAUCUCCUGAUAAUAGAAGGUACUCCUUUUGCAUCUUGAACGAAACGAAAAAAGGUCUAGAAGUCUAGAUU
Messenger RNA from Didymodactylos carnosus, 1419 nucleotides. Lineage: Eukaryota; Metazoa; Rotifera; Eurotatoria; Philodinida; Philodinidae. The record is from the annotation of a GenBank genome assembly.